AUGUCGGACGAGGGGGAGGACGCGCCCGUGGCGGCCGUGGCGGCGGGCUUCGGGCUGCCGGAGGAGCUGGCGGCCGUGCUGCCGGCGGACCCGUUCGAGCAGCUGGACGUGGCGCGCAAGAUCACCUCCAUCGCGCUCGCGUCCCGCGUCGGCCGCCUCGAGGCGGAGGCCGCGGGGCUCCGCGCGCAGCUCGCCCGGCGCGACGACGCCGCCGAGGACCUCCGCGAGCGCGUCGAGCAGCUCGAAUCCGCGCUCGCGCUCGCCACCGACCGCCUCAGCCGCGCCGAGGACGACAAGGAGACGCUGCUGAAAGAGAAGGCGACGCUGUCAAACACCGUCAACAAGCUCAACAGAGAUGUCGCCAAGUUGGAAGUUUUCAAGAAGACGCUUAUGCAGUCACUUCAGGAAGAUGAUGACAAACCAAACAUUCCCAAGGCUAAGCUCACCGAAACAUCGAAUUUCUCCCCCGCGCCAUCUGUCGGAGAUGACGAUUCAGCAUUUACAACUUCUAAAUCAUCACAGUUGUUUGAAACUGCAAGUUCUGCUUCAGAGGAAAGUAGCCAUGCUGAGCCAGAUGAACCUAGGCCACCCCGCUCGCAUGUAUAUAUGCCAUCGUACAACAGUACACCAAAGCUUACUCCUCCAGGCUCACCUCCAAGGGGUUAUGCACCACUUUCACCACCAAGGAGACAUUCAAUCUCGAUUGCGUCAAUGAACAGGCUCGAUGACAGGUCUUCGGUCUUUUCCAGUAGCCAUAGCGCAAUGACAUCUCCAUUUGACACACCAAGUCCAACAGGACGAACACGAGUUGAUGGGAAAGAGUUCUUUCGCCAAGUCAGAAACCGCUUGUCUUAUGAGCAGUUCAGCGCAUUCCUAGCCAAUGUGAAGGAACUGAAUGCACACAAGCAGACCAGAGAGGAUACACUAAGAAAAGCUGAUGCGAUAUUUGGACCUGAAAACAGUGACUUGUACACCAUCUUUGAGAGUCUAAUUACUCGCACUCAUCAUUAG
Messenger RNA from Triticum turgidum subsp. durum (durum wheat), 1011 nucleotides. Lineage: Eukaryota; Viridiplantae; Streptophyta; Magnoliopsida; Poales; Poaceae. The record is from the annotation of a GenBank genome assembly.